Molecule: messenger RNA, 761 nt
Organism: Saprolegnia diclina VS20
Lineage: Eukaryota; Oomycota; Saprolegniomycetes; Saprolegniales; Saprolegniaceae
Exons: 3
Coding region: 34-690 (218 amino acids)
Biological process (GO): pyruvate decarboxylation to acetyl-CoA
Cellular component (GO): mitochondrion; pyruvate dehydrogenase complex
Source: RefSeq, a predicted model, not a curated record
GCGUGGGCCAUUUUCCCAAGUCGACCGAAAGCGAUGAUGUUCCUGCGCCGUGGAUCUGCGCCGAUGGCGUCGCUUCUUGGCCGCCGGUGGUGCCACGCGUCCAAGCUGCCGAACCACAUCAAGUUCCGCCUCAUGGACAUCGAGUUCACGCAGGUCAUGGAGGGCUCCAAGCUCGUCAAGUGGUACAAGCAAGAGGGCCAGAAGGUUGGGCCGGGCGGUCCGCUCUGCGACAUUGAGACCCCCGAGCUCAUCUUUGGCAUGGAGACGGACGACGCGGGCUACCUCGCCAAGAUCUUUGUCCCCGCCGGCGCCGAGAACGUUCGACCGAACCAGGUCCUCGCCGUGAUCGUGCCCAAGGAGGAAGAUAUUGCGCCGUUCAUCCAAGCCCUCGCUGAGAACCCAAGUGAGAUUGAAGAGUACAAGCCGUCGACGCCCGUGGUCGUGGACCCGACAACGAUUACGGACGGGUCGGACCUCCUGCGCUUGCUGAGCCAGCUCAACAAGGAAGGCGCGUUCCCGACCGAGAGCGACUACAAGGUUCUGAAAUCGCUCGCGCGCAAGAACGACGCCGAGCUCCUCCGCGUCUACAGCGGCAGCUUCCUCGCCGAGAGCGGCGCCGCCUUUGACAAGGAGUUCUUUGUCGAAAACUGCUUGGAUCUCGUCGAAGAGCACGCGGCCGACCAAGUUUAAUAACGCGAAUGGAAUCAUAAGCUCCAUCGAGCGGUUUUGCUGCCUCUCCUCUAGCAUCCUUCCCACCCUCA